This is a messenger RNA of Eutrema salsugineum, 1261 nucleotides long. Its product is annotated as putative GATA transcription factor 22. The record is from RefSeq and is a predicted model, not a curated record. Gene Ontology annotation, molecular function: zinc ion binding; sequence-specific DNA binding. Gene Ontology annotation, biological process: regulation of DNA-templated transcription. The coding region runs from base 109 to 1251 and encodes 380 amino acids. The transcript has 3 exons. NCBI's taxonomy places the organism in Eukaryota, Viridiplantae, Streptophyta, Magnoliopsida, Brassicales, Brassicaceae.
AAAAGGGUCAAACACAGUAUAGCUUGGAUCCUUCUCUGACUGUCCCUGAUCUCUCCCAAUCUCUCCUCUUCCUUAUCUUUUGUGUUUCACUGAUCAUCUCUAUCGAUCAUGGGUUCGAAUUUUCAUUACACUAUAGAUCUCAAUGAAGAUCAAAACCACCAACCUUUUUUCACUCCUCUUGGAUCCUCUAUUCAUCAUAAUCAUCAUCAUCAACAACAACAACAUCAAGCUCCUUUUAAUAUCUCCUCUUCGUCAUCUUCUUUGACUUCACCAUCUCAUUCCUACCUCCCUUUCUUGAUCAACUCUCACCAAGAUCAAGUAUAUGUUGGGUACAACAACAUCACUUUCCAACGUUUUCUUGAUCCCCAACUCUCUCAAUCCCUCGAGACCAAGAAGUUUGUAUCUAAUGAUGGAUCAUCAUCAAGCGAUCAAAUGGUGCCAAAGCAGGAGUCACGAUUAAAAUUGACGAUAAGGAAGAGAGAUAAUUUUCAAGACCAAACUGAUCUUCCUCGAUGUCCGACAAAAGACGAGACAGAAACUAAUUCGCUCAAGUGGGUUUCUUCGAAGGUGAGAUUGAUGAAGAAGAAGACGAUUCUCACCACCACCUACAACGACAAACAACACGUUAAUCAGGACCAAUCCAUGAGCCAAAGAAAUCUCGAAGAAGCUCAUCAUGAUCAUCUCAAGAAAACAUUGAAAAAUCAGUACAAUAGUAUUGUCAAGGAGAAUGGUUAUAACGGAAGCAGCAGUUGCGUGGUUAGGAUUUGCUCCGAUUGUAACACGACCAAGACUCCUCUUUGGAGAAGUGGGCCGAGAGGUCCCAAGUCUCUAUGUAACGCGUGUGGGAUAAGGCAAAGGAAGGCGAGGCGGGCUGCUGCAGCCGCAACGGGAACCUUUGACGUGUCACCACUGCUCAUGAAGAAGAAGAUGCAAAACAAGAACAAGAGAUCAAGUGAAGUUUAUAAUCUCGUUUCUCCUUUGGCUCCAAAGGUAAAGAAUUGUAAGAGGAUGAUCACAUCUGAGGCGGUACCGGUGAUAAAGGCCACAACAGCCGGGGACUUGGAGACUCAAGGCAGAUCCGAGAAUAUGUCGUUUUCUUCUUCGACGUGUUCUUCUUCAAACAAGUUUGAUUUUGAUGAUCUAGCCAUAAUCUUAAGCAAAAGCUCAGCUUAUCAGCAAGUUUUCCCUCAAGAUGAGAAGGAGGCUGCCAUUUUAUUGAUGGCUCUAUCAUACGGAAUGGUUCACGGAUGAUUACAAAGUU